AUGACGGUGCGUCGUGGAGCGUUUGGGCUUGCGGGGAGUCGUGACGGUGUCUACACCGUGAAACCUCGUCAUGGAAAGUCCGAGGUGUCGAUCGCAUCUUUGGAGUUUCUGCUCGAUCUCUCGACAUCCGCAGCUAUGCUGCUGCCAAGCACAGCGCUGGCUUUCCAGGCGGGCGUUCCGCUUUGUCUCCUCGUCUUUGCCGCGAUCGCCUUUUCCGACCCCGGCAAGGCCCCUGUCCGAGUCAAAGGAAACUCCGCAGUUGAGGAGCUACUUCGCGCCUUGCAAAAGCCUGGCUACGAGCAGGUGCCGGAUUGCAGCCGCCUGUGCACAGCCACAUUCGUACUGAAGGAUUUGCGCACAAAGUACUGCAAGCAAACGAAGGCGUGCGUGCUGGAGUUCGACCACUUCUGCGGGUGGCUGAAUGUGGCGAUUGGGAGAGGCAAUCAUCGUCUCUUCGUCUUGCUCUCCUUCUUGGAGUUGAGCGUCCAGUGGCUGCACUUGGCCCUUUGCAUCGCCUUUGCUCGCAGCGCUGUGGUGGGAAGUAGUUGGACCGGCUGGCUCUACAACCUGGCAAUGCAGUUUCCUUUGCUGGUCUUUGUUCUGCUGAUGCAUGGCUUCUCUUCGCCAGGCAUCUUCUUCUUGCUCGUCAACCACCUCUACCUCAUAGCGAUCAACAUGACGACCAAUGAGAUGAUGAACAAAGAUCGCUACCAGCACUUCUGGCAGGAG
Molecule: messenger RNA, 729 nt
Organism: Symbiodinium sp. CCMP2592
Lineage: Eukaryota; Dinophyceae; Suessiales; Symbiodiniaceae
Source: the annotation of a GenBank genome assembly